AUGUCUCGAUCAAGGAGCAACGAGCCCACACCCUGCCAUCGCACACAACAUGAUAGCGCGGCGAUGCAGAUUUGCGAAGCCGGACGAAGAGGUGGUGUUGCUGCACGGGGAGAAGGCAGUUAUUCCACCCUACCCAGCAAACGAGACAGCAACAUCCCGGCGCAUCAAUGUUUCCUACUCUCCGAAGACGAAGAUAGCGACUGGGACCCAUAUCCCCCUUCGCCACCGCUCUCUCCUAAAACAGUUGUUACCGAGCCAAGAUCACGAUACAGCCAGCGCACAAGCACACUGCAACAAUAUGGCUCGGUGAAGCGGCGACCAGGCUGGAAACCGAGUCUCAAAGAGGAGUUACUACGGAGGACAUCGAUGGAUGCCGCCAUGGGCCACACAGAACCACGAGCCAGCACACAGACGGGUCGUAAUAGAAGCAAAACGACAAGACUAGAUUACACAGCCGAGCAAGGCAUAGAGAUUCCGCAACCACAACGAAGACGCGGAUCAACCCUAUUGCAUCCUUCCUCCCCAAUCAUCGGGUCGGCAACAUUACAUGCAGAUACUCCGCCAGCAGACACUCCGCCGCUACCCCAAGACCCUUGUUUCGAGAAUCGUCCGAAAACUCUUCUACGCAAGGGCUCCUCGCUACUCCACCCGUCUCCACCCCUAAGCGACGCAGAAUCGGAAGCCAGCAUGCGAAUUGCGCAGCUUAAGACUGUCUUGUCGUUUCCGCCGAGAAAGCAGUGGUGA
Messenger RNA from Bipolaris victoriae FI3, 744 nucleotides. RefSeq lists its product as hypothetical. The record is from RefSeq and is a predicted model, not a curated record. NCBI's taxonomy places the organism in Eukaryota, Fungi, Ascomycota, Dothideomycetes, Pleosporales, Pleosporaceae. The transcript has a single exon. Bases 1 to 744 code for a protein of 247 amino acids.